Molecule: messenger RNA, 984 nt
Organism: Conger conger (European conger)
Lineage: Eukaryota; Metazoa; Chordata; Actinopteri; Anguilliformes; Congridae
Product: olfactory receptor Olfr180-like
Exons: 1
Coding region: 1-984 (327 amino acids)
Biological process (GO): G protein-coupled receptor signaling pathway
Cellular component (GO): membrane
Molecular function (GO): olfactory receptor activity; G protein-coupled receptor activity
Source: RefSeq, a predicted model, not a curated record
AUGAAUCACUCCUCUUUGGACAGCACUAUGAUGCUCACUUCAUUUGGAUCCUUCCGCCCACUGAACUACUUUUUUUUCUCUCUCACUCUUCUUGUCUACCUCCUCUCAAUUUUUUCUAAUGUUUUUCUGAUGCUGAUUAUCUAUUUUGAAUCCAGCCUUCACAAGCCCAUGUACAUUUUUCUGUUUAAUUUAGCACUGAAUGGACUGAUAGGAAGCUCUACUGUUUGGCCAGCAAUCAUGGAAAACCUUCUUUCAGACACCCAAAAGAUGUCAUUUCUAGCUUGUCUUGUUCAGAUCUAUUGGGGCUAUUUCUACCUAUCUUCUGCUUAUACCACCUUGUCAGUUAUGGCCUACGACCGAUACGUCUCCAUUUGCAAGCCUUUGCAGUACCACAGCAUCAUGACUCCUGGAAAAGUGAAAACACUGUUGACUGCAGCCAACAUCGUUCCUCUCUUCUCUAUCGCUAUUUUAGUGUAUCUGACUUCCAGACUUGUGCUGUGCAAGUACACUAUUCAGAACCUGUUCUGCGACCUUGUGACUAUCCUUAAUCUCUCAUGUGUGAAAAGUCUUCUGGUUAAUCUGUGUGGCGCAUGCAUGCUUGCAAGCUUAGUAGUUUUUCCUUGUACUAUUGUGCUGCUCUCAUAUGCAUUGAUCCUCACUGUCAGUCUGAAAGCCUCAAAAGGUGCACAAAAGAAAGCACUCAGCACAUGUUCUCCUCAUUUAAUCACCUUUAUUAAUUUUGGUGUGGCUAUUCUGUUCUUUGCCGUCUAUAAUAGAUACAGUUCAUUUCUACCAGCAGAGGUUUAUAUAUUGAUUACGAUCGAUGUUUUUAUGAUUCCCCCUCUAUUGAAUCCAAUCAUAUAUGGGAUCCAAACGCAAGAGAUCAGGAAAUGUUUUGUCAAAACAGUGAGGAAAAAUGAGAUAUUUUUCAGGAUUUGUGAACUUACAGUAUUUAGAAAAUCAACUAGUGAGCACAAUUCAUAA